This is a messenger RNA of Erythranthe guttata (spotted monkey flower), 2187 nucleotides long. RefSeq names its product ascorbate transporter, chloroplastic. NCBI's taxonomy places the organism in Eukaryota, Viridiplantae, Streptophyta, Magnoliopsida, Lamiales, Phrymaceae. The record is from RefSeq and is a predicted model, not a curated record. Gene Ontology annotation, biological process: transmembrane transport. Gene Ontology annotation, molecular function: transmembrane transporter activity.
AAAAAAAAAAAAAUACAAUUCGUAUGAAGAAGAACAAUAGCUCCCCAGAUAUUAUCCACUCUAGAGUGAGAAAGUUCUAGUGAUUUGUGACUGUAAUUUCUACCUACUUAUUUAAUUCCUGCAGCUGGAGAGAGAGUAUGAGAAGAUAAAUAAGUAAAUUAAAACAUCCAGUGAAGAAAUUUUCCGGUGAGAAUGGCAAUCGGCGCCGUCCUUUCGCACCGGAAUUUCGGCUCUUUCGUCGGUUCUGGACGUUCAUGCCAUGGAGAAGCAGCUAGAGCUCGUCAAAGAAGUGAGCACUUGAGUGUUGCUGCUGUACAGUGUGCGUAUGAGAAAAGGAUUGACAGCAAGCUAUAUCUUCACCAUGGAAGGCAUCAAUCAAAAAGAGAAUUUCACCUGUCAGAUUCAGCAUCUCGUGUUAAAGUAGAUCCACCUCUCUCAAUGUCCCACCGACUGAGAAAAAAAAUUAAAGGCAUCAAUACGAGGAGAAUGAUUAGAGGAUGCUGCCUUUCGUCGGCUUACUCUGAGGGAAAUUGGGUUCAACCAGGGAAGUUGGAUAAUUAUGGCUUUAUUGAUGGCCAAAAACUUGCGUCAAAGCAUUCAACAGUGAUGAGGACCAGGGCCGACUUCAAAUCUCAAGAGAACGAGGGGACAAGUGAAGAUGUUUUAAUUGAAGGAGUCGAGCCAGCAAAACCGUGGUGGCAGAAGUUUCCAAAGCGCUGGCUGAUGGUCCUCCUUUGUUUUGCUGCGUUUCUGUUGUGCAACAUGGAUCGUGUAAACAUGAGCAUAGCAAUACUCCCGAUGUCAAAGGAAUUCAACUGGGACAGUGCGACAGUUGGUCUGAUUCAGUCCUCUUUCUUCUGGGGUUAUCUGCUUACACAGAUUGUUGGCGGCAUAUGGGCUGAUAAAGUAGGCGGGAAGCUAGUACUUGGUUUUGGAGUAGUUUGGUGGUCUAUCGCAACAAUUUUGACACCUAUUGCUGCUAAACUUGGGCUUCCUUUCUUACUUGUUAUGCGUGCCUUCAUGGGAAUUGGCGAGGGUGUUGCUAUGCCUGCUAUGAAUAAUCUGUUAUCAAAAUGGAUUCCUGUCUCGGAGAGAAGCAGAUCUCUUGCGCUAGUGUACAGCGGAAUGUAUCUUGGUUCAGUUACCGGUUUGGCUUUCUCACCGAUAUUGAUUCACAAGUUCGGUUGGCCAUCUGUCUUCUAUUCUUUUGGAUCCCUUGGAAGUAUUUGGUUUGCAAUUUGGUUGAGCAAAGCACACAGCUCACCAAAAGACGACCCAAAUUUGAAUCUGGAGGAAAAGGAACUGAUUUUGGGAGGAAGCGUAUCGAAGGAACCUGUCACCGAGAUUCCAUGGAAGAAAAUUCUGUCAAAGGCCCCCGUUUGGGCUCUAAUCAUUUCCCAUUUCUGCCAUAAUUGGGGAACAUUUAUUCUUUUGACAUGGAUGCCUACUUACUAUAACCAGGUUUUGAAGUUCAAUCUCACUGAAUCUGGACUACUGUGUGUGCUUCCAUGGCUGACUAUGGCGGUGUUUGCCAAUAUAGGUGGUUGGAUUGCUGAUACACUCAUCAGCAAAGGUCUUUCCAUCACGACCGUUCGUAAGAUAAUGCAGUCGAUCGGAUUUUUAGGCCCAGCUUUCUUCCUAUCGCAACUGAGCAAAGUGAAAACCCCUGCUCUAGCUGUGCUAUGCAUGUCGUGCAGUCAGGGAUUGGAUGCAUUUUCACAGUCUGGACUAUACUCCAAUCACCAAGAUAUCGGCCCACGUUACGCUGGAGUUUUGUUAGGUCUAUCUAAUACUGCCGGUGUACUUGCUGGUGUCUUUGGAACUGCUGCUACUGGAUACAUACUCCAAAAGGGUUCGUGGGAUGAUGUAUUCAAAGUGGCCGUUGUACUGUACAUCAUCGGAACCUUAGUGUGGAACCUAUUUGCCACCGGGGAGAAAAUUCUGGACUAAGUUAUCGAGAAUAAAUCGAAAGAUUUGCUCGAUUACCAUGAAAAGAAUGGGGUCGAAUCGCGGCCGGAGUGUAGGAUCUACAUUAAAUGAAAGGGCCUCGGGUUUGAUGUGGAAUCUCUUUAGAUGAUUUUUGCCAUUUUGUCUCAUCUUUGUUGCAGUUUAGAAAUUAUUAAUUAUAUUUUGUAAGAAGUUAAGUUUAAUAACUCCCUUCACUUCGAGGUAUCUAUCUAUGUUCAA